GAAACACCGGAUACUAGUCGAUGUACAGAGCCUAAUCUAUCAGUUGGACGAACAUAGUACAACUCAGGGGGGGUCCUAAGAUAGUACCCUUCUACACCAAGGUCAUAAUGGAUGGAGAAGUUAGAUUCCUCCUGGCCCCGUGCGACUUAGAUUCUUGAUGCACUUCAGGCACUGCCUGAACGUGUUUAGGAUGGUCAUGGGAGUUGUAACUCUGAACUCCCUGCUACGAAUUAACUUAGGAGUGGCGGAGAUCCUCUUCUACUAUAUGAGAUGUUAUUGACAUCUUCCAAAAGUUAUCACCUCAAAGUGCAGGACCCUUCCAUGUACUUGGUGACCAACCUAUUUGUCUCUAACAAGGGAUAUACACAAGACAUUAUGGUGACCAACCGGAGAGAGGUACAGGCCUAAAUGCAAUUGCUGUCCCAAGUGAUGAGGAGUCAGCUGUUGGACAAAGUGACAGCAAGCUGGCACAAGGGACUAGAGAAGCAAGCUCUGAAGAUGAGCUUUUGGAAGAGGUUGGGAGAGCAGCUUUGGAAGAUGAGCUCUCGGAUGAAGCCAGAGAAGCUAGCUUUAACAUUCACCCAGAUAAACUUGCAUCUGUCGUCCGUAACCAUGAAAUCAAGUCCUUGAGAUUACUCAGAGGAGUUGAAGGGCUUGCAAGCAGAGUAAAAGUCUCGUUGAAUGAAGGAGUCAAAACAAGUGAUGUGAGCAUCAGGCAGAAGAUAUAUGGCUUUAACAAAUAUACUGAGAAACCUUCUAGAAGUUUUUGGAUGUUUGUGUGGGAUGCUUUGCAAGAUUUAACUCUUGUUAUCCUCAUGGUUUGUGCUGUGGUUUCAAUAGGUGUGGGACUUGCCACUGAAGGAUGGCCAAACGGCAUGUAUGAUGGGUUGGGAAUCGUAAUUAGUAUAUUCUUGGUAGUCAUUGUUACAGCAGUCAGUGACUACAAGCAAUCCUUGCAAUUUAAGGACUUGGAUAAGGAGAAGAAGAAGAUAUUUAUUCAGGUCACUAGGGAUAAACAUAGACAAAAGAUCUCCAUAUACGACCUGGUCAUCGGAGAUGUUGUUCAUUUAGCCACAGGAGACAAAGUUCCAGCUGAUGGGAUAUUUAUAUCAGGAUACAGCUUGUCGGUGGAUGAGUCAAGUUUGUCAGGCGAGAGUGAGCCAGUAAAUAUAGAUGAAAAAAAACCUUUUCUUCUCGCAGGAACCACAGUGCAAAAUGGAUCAGGUAAGAUGCUGGUAACGGCUGUUGGUAUGAGAACGGAAUCGGGUAAGUUGACGGAGACUCUAAAUGAGGGUGGAGAAGACGAAACGCCACUGCAGGUGAAGCUGAAUGGUGUUGCUACAAUCAUCGGUAAGAUUGGAUUGGGUUUUGCUGUGCUGACAUUUGUUGUGCUGACAGUAAGAUUCUUGGUGGAGAAAGCACUUCACCAUAAGUUUACAGAUUGGUCUUCCAGUGAUGCCCUGAAACUUUUGAACUACUUUGCUACUGCAGUAACUAUAAUUGUUGUUGCAGUUCCAGAGGGACUACCACUGGCAGUUACACUGAGCCUCGCUUUUGCAAUGAAAAAAAUGAUGAAUGAGAAGGCACUCGUAAGGCAUCUCUCUGCAUGUGAGACAAUGGGUUCUGCUACUUGCAUUUGCACGGAUAAGACAGGGACACUGACGACAAACCAUAUGGUUGUUGAUAAGUUCUGGAUAUGUGGGAAGUCUAAAAGGGUAAAAGGUGGGGAGCGUGGAGAUAUAUUGAAUUCAGAAACAUCAGAAAAGUUUAUAAACAUCCUCUUCCAAGCAAUAUUUCAAAAUACAAGUUCUGAGGUGGUCACAGAUAAAGAUGGAAAGAAAUCCAUUUUGGGAACAGCAACGGAGUCAGCAUUGCUAGAAUAUGGCUUGCUUCUGGGUGGUGAUUUUGAUGCUCAUCACCAGGAGAAUAUUAUCCUGAAGAUUGAACCUUUCUGUUCAGACAAGAAAAAGAUGUCUGUUCUAGUGUCUCUUCCCGAAGGUGGGUUCCGAGCCUUUUGCAAAGGUGCAUCAGAGAUUAUUUUAAGAAUGUGUGACAAGGUCGUUGAUACCAAUGGGGAACCUCUACAUAUGUCAGAGGAACAAACAAAAAAUAUCAGUAAUGUCAUCGAUGGUUUUGCCUGUGAAGCUUUGAGAACCCUUUGCUUGGCCUUUAAGGAUUUUGACUACUGUCCAAAUGAUAAUAGCAUCCCUAAUAGCGGCUACACAUUGAUAGCAGUGGUUGGAAUUAAGGACCCAGUUCGUUCAGAGGUUAAGGAUGCAGUUCAAACUUGUUUAGCAGCAGGAAUUACUGUGCGUAUGGUCACUGGUGACAAUAUUAACACAGCUAAAGCCAUCGCUAAAGAAUGUGGAAUACUCACUGAAGAUGGUUUGGCCAUAGAAGGACCAGAAUUUCGCAGCAAAACGCCUGAGGACUUGAAGGAUAUAAUACCUAGAAUUAAGGUAUUAGCACGGUCUUCACCUAUGGACAAGCACACCUUGGUAACCCACCUGAAGAAUAUGUUCAAAGAAGUUGUUGCAGUUACUGGUGAUGGCACUAAUGAUGCUCUUGCUCUGCGUGAAGCAGACAUUGGACUUGCUAUGGGUAUAGCAGGAACAGAGGUUUGUGUAUACGCACUUUGGCCAGGCAGUCUCUGA
Ilex paraguariensis (yerba mate) is the source of this 2654-nucleotide messenger RNA. The record is from the annotation of a GenBank genome assembly. Lineage: Eukaryota; Viridiplantae; Streptophyta; Magnoliopsida; Aquifoliales; Aquifoliaceae.